AUGGCUGUGAUUAUGAUGAGGACGGCUGGCCGGACCGUUCUUCGACGACCGUACCUCCCAACAAGACAGCAACCACUCUCCAAACGACACCAUACCAACUCUUCGACCCCCACUACGGCACCCCCAAAGCAAGAUGACCCCGCCAACAACAUUUCGAUUCCUGUGCCAAAUACCGUGGGAGCGAUACCGUUAUGGCAGAGAUUAGGUCCGCUUUCGAGGGCCUUCCAGGCGUAUGGUAGAAGCCAGAGGAAGAGACCACUGGCUACGCAGUUCGUCAGUUCGCUGGUUAUUUUCUCCCUUGGGGACAUUUCGGCGCAAAGCAUAGGUGGAGAUGAAUAUGACUACAAGAGGACUCUGCGAGCCUUGGUUAUCAGCGCGGGUUCGUCGAUACCAAACUAUAAAUGGUUCAUGUUCCUAAAUAGCCACUUCAACUACACCUCCAAAGCUCUCUCCCUCGUCACGAAGGUCACUGUCAACCAGAUUGUCUUUGCGCCCUCGUUCAACACAUUUUUCUUCGGCAUGCAAUCAUUCCUGUCUGGAGAUUCUCUUCCCGCGGUUUGGGAACGCAUAAAGCACACGGUUCCGACAUCGGUAGUGAACAGUUGUAAACUGUGGCCUGCAGUGACAGCAUUUAGCUUUACUUUCAUCGAUCCUCAAUAUCGGAGCAUAUUUGCAGGUGUUAUUGCUAUUGGGUGGCAGACAUAUCUCAGCUUCUUGAAUAGAAAGGCGGAGAGGGCGGCUGCUGGGAAGAUAGAUGGGACAUUCUCGGUAGAACAAAGGAUAGAAAUGUCUGCAUAG
This is a messenger RNA of Cadophora gregata, 798 nucleotides long. RefSeq lists its product as uncharacterized. The record is from RefSeq and is a predicted model, not a curated record. Gene Ontology annotation, cellular component: cytoplasm; mitochondrion; membrane. Lineage: Eukaryota; Fungi; Ascomycota; Leotiomycetes; Helotiales; Ploettnerulaceae. The transcript is spliced from 2 exons. The coding region runs from base 1 to 798 and encodes 265 amino acids.